Lingula anatina is the source of this 2668-nucleotide messenger RNA. RefSeq lists its product as uncharacterized. Gene Ontology annotation, cellular component: cytosol; nucleus. The record is from RefSeq and is a predicted model, not a curated record. NCBI's taxonomy places the organism in Eukaryota, Metazoa, Brachiopoda, Lingulata, Lingulida, Lingulidae. Gene Ontology annotation, biological process: positive regulation of cell population proliferation; regulation of transcription by RNA polymerase II; negative regulation of apoptotic process.
UGCUCAUGUCCGCCAUAUUGAGAGUUGUGACAGAGAGAUCUCUCAGAGGAUGUGGUAUUUUAUCAAUUAGAGCUGUUCUUAACAGCGUGAGACAAAAUUCCGGUCAGAAUUGGACAGGUAUGCUGAUAUGGAGGUGGGUUGAGCUACAAAGGUACUGUAGUAUUACGUUUGGACUUUGAAAACAGCGAGAACGUGACUAAUUUUCUUCAGCAGCAAGUCUCGCAGUCAGUGCAAGUUGUGUCUGUUGAGCUUGGUUCAAUUUGGUUACCAGUAAAAAUGGCUACCCAGAAUAAUUCAGACCUUCUGGUAUCUGGUUCUACAUCAGAACCAGGUAGUGGCGUUGUAAAACCUACUGAAAAUCACGUUGGAGUGCCUCAAGUAGGGUCGGAGGAAGUCGUACCCAGUGAGGAGGGCGGAGAGAAGGGCACCAUUGGGAAUAAAAAGAGGAGCUCUUUCCAGAUUACCAGUGUUAAAAUAGCCAAGUCAAAUCGCCAGGCAAAUGACACAAUCAAUGAGGGUGAUGCUGAUUCUAUAGACGAGCUAGAGGAAAGUCACACUGAGGAUCUGAGUUCAGAAUUAUUGGAUAGUUCCAAAGUAACUGAGAUUCAUGAUGGGAAUGAAUCCUCUGAUGAGGAAACCACUACAGAUCAGCAGUUAGAAAUUGAGGGUGAGAACAAGGAGACUGCCUCAAGAUUCAAAGUGGUGAAAAUUGCCAGCAAAGAGCCAUUUUGCAGGGGCAGGUGGUCUUGCUUCGAUUUUCUCGACCCUCCAGUAGUGGAGAAAAUGGACGGGGUAGGAGAGGGAUCCGGGACUGGGUCCGGUAACUCAAGUGCUGCAAGCUCCGUGCAUUAUAUCCCAGGUGUCGAUGACCCAACCAAAAAUCCCUUCAACCCCCUCAGCCCAAUCAAAAGUCCUCCCAAUAGUAUGGAAAUGAUGGUGCCUGUUAUAUUACAGACUGAGCAUCACAAUGUUAUUGUAGUCCCACAGCCAGUGUACGGGAUGGGGGAGGAGCACUCGGUUACUAAUGAAACUGGUGCAUUGCCCCUCAGUAUGAACAGUCACAGUAUUGGAGGACAGAAUGGGGCCAUGACUCAAACUGUGCCAAGUACGGACUAUCCUCAGCCUCCCAUUGCGUCUUUGCACCUAUCAAUGCCACAGGUACAGGCUGCCGAAGGAGGCGGCUAUGCUCAGUCAAAUCAACCAGUAUUAGGCACACAGAAUAGCAAUUUUAUCCCAGUCGGUGGAGGUCCGGGUGGAGGUCCAUCAUCGCAACAACAGCAAAAACAACAGCAACAACAAGGACAACAGCAGCAACAGCAUUAUCACCAGUCACAAGGCCCGAGUGGCCAGGUAGCUUCACAGUCACAACAACAACAACCCGUCAGCAGUAGUCAGCAACAGCAACAGAAAACAGCAGCAGCAGCAGCAGGCCAAAUGUUACAACAGCAACAACAGCCACAGCAGCAACAACAACAACAACAGCCAGGUGCCACCGGUGGUUCAGCAUCCCAAGCUGGUGUACAACAGCCACCCCCACAACCGCAACAACAACAGCAACUACCCCCAGGGACAGAGGGCUUGUUGCCCCAGGGGAUCCCACCCAAGCAACCCUCCUUGCCAGGCUCGGACCCUUCGGCUCCACGCCAACCCUCAUCCCAGGCGCAAGGGACCCAGGACUCGGACGACUUACAGCAGAUGGUGCCAGCCAUGAUGACAGGGAAUGCUGGGUACCCUCUCAACGGCACCCCUGCCACUGACAUGGAUGGGAAUCAGCUGAGUAUUGAUGUAAAAGAAACGGCAGCACAGACGGCAGCAGUGCUGACGCCACCAUUGUUAGAGGUUAUGGGGACGGCCAUCGGUCCACUGGCAGGCAGCACUGAGACCAAAGGCGAAGAAGGCGAUGAAAGUGGUGGUUCCAGUACAGUGGCCAUAGACAACAAGAUAGAGCAAGCUAUGGACCUGGUGAAGAGCCACCUGAUGUUCGCGGUGCGCGAGGAGGUCGACGUCCUGAAGGAGCAGAUCAAGGAGUUGCUGGAGAAAAACCAGCAGCUGGAGCAAGAGAACAAUGUCCUGAAGGCAGCCGCGCCACCAGAGGUUCUACAGAAACUGUCAUCACAGACACAGACGCAGACACAGCCGCCUACAUCAUCAUCAUAGCCCCGCCAUCGUUGCAGCCAGAGUUGCUGUUAAUGCCGCCAUUAUGGGCAGCUUCAUCAAGUUUUGCUAUGCUCACAGUUGCCAUUUUUAUCAUUAUUCUAAGUCAUCACAGCAGUUACAUGAGAUAUACAGAAGGUUGCAGAAUUUCUGUGGAGUAUGACUGCAGAUUAUUGGAUUACUCCUGGCAGAAAGUAUGAGAAUGGAUGUAGAUUUUCUUUGACCUUUGAUCAAAGGAGAGAACAUUUGAUAUGGAUCUGAAUGGUAAUUGGGAAGCCGAGGUACAGUUUGCCAUCAGACUUGGUUCUGGAAUGCAAAAACUGUAUUUCCUACAAAGAGAGGACAGAUGGAUAUGAAAGUUUUGAGAAUACUCAACAAAUCACACCUUAAGUAAGUCAGGACCGUGGUUGGAGCACCAGCUCCUUGAACCUCUUUUUAUAAAGAGAGUGGAUAGUUCUCCAGAUGGAAAGGUUCUAAUGAUGUAAGAAGCUAGAAAGUUUAUAUGGCAAAAAAA